This is a messenger RNA of Paramisgurnus dabryanus, 5335 nucleotides long. RefSeq names its product calcium binding and coiled-coil domain 1a (gene calcoco1a). NCBI's taxonomy places the organism in Eukaryota, Metazoa, Chordata, Actinopteri, Cypriniformes, Cobitidae. Gene Ontology annotation, molecular function: transcription coactivator activity. Gene Ontology annotation, biological process: positive regulation of transcription by RNA polymerase II. The record is from RefSeq and is a predicted model, not a curated record.
UUUUGUUAUUGUUGUGAAGAGGGGGUACGUGGGACAGCUCAUCACUGCGGAUGCGAGUGUAAAUUACAGUUGUCAUCAGUCUUAUAGAUGCGUUUUCUUCCUCACAACCGAACAUCGUUUCUCUGUAUGAAAUUAUUCUGAUCAUCUGAAGUAAAUCGGGUCACUACACAGGUGCCAUGGAGAAGACAUGUGGGGUCGAGUUCAGGAAUGUGGGGAGUUACUAUUUCCCUCAAAGCAGAGUGGACUGCCACUACACCAUCACCCAGCAGCACACAUGGGCCAGUAAUGACUGGAUUGGACUUUUUAAGGUUGGCUGGUCAUCUGUCAAGGACUACCAUACAUUUGUGUGGGCAAUGGCUCCAUCCAGCUACAAAGAAGGGACCUCCGUCAACUGCUGUGUUAAUUUUCAAGCUUCGUAUCUACCAGGGCCCAAUGCCCAGCAGUACCAGUUUGUUUAUGUGGAUGGAAAGGGAGAUAUUUGUGCUGUCAGUACCCCGUUUACCUUCUCGGCCCCGAAGCCUAUGGAAGAGCUGGUGACCCUGCAAGAGGAGGGUCAGGGAGAGGAAGUGGGAGAGGACAUGUUACUGGUUAUCCCGAGAGCCCAGCUACUGCAGAGUCGCCUGCAGGAUUGUUUAAAGGAACGUGCCGACCUUCUCCAAGCCCUGGAGGCAGCAGACCAAAACAUGGCGAGAGAGAGAGACAAGAGCGAGAAAGACAGAAGCUUCUGGGAGCAGAGCCACAAGGAAAUGGAACAAAAGAUCAGCGGCCUAAAGGAGGAAGUGAGGGAAUAUAAAGAAAAAGUGGAAGAAAUGAAGGAAAAGCAGAAGGAAGUUGUGGACAUGGGUGAGGCCCUGGUAGAGGAGAAGAGGGCCCUGCUGGCUCAAAAAGAAGCAAAUGAACAAAGAAUCAGGGAGCUGGAGGAGGACAUUAAAGUUCUGACACAAAGAGGCCUGGAGAGGGAAACCGACCUAGAAAGGAUGAGGGAACGAGCCAAGAAAGCGGCAGUUCAAAAGAAAGAAGAAGAGGACGAGCAGAAAAACCUGAAGAUAAAGAUGGAACAGAUGGAGAAAGAGCUACACAGUUUGUCUGCAGAGUUUCCGAGUCUGAGAAGCACACUGGCUCAGAGAGAUACACACGUCCUACAGCUGAGAGACACCAUCAGCACCCUUACACACAAACUCAACAGUGCGCAUAGGAAGGAGGCAGCCAAUGAAGUGGCCCUAGGGGAGCUCCGGAGCAUUCAGGAUCGUCUGAACGCGAGCGAACGUUGUGUGGAAACUGUGAGGGGUGAACUGAGGGACAUGAUCACUCAGAGGGACACCGCACACGCCGAGCUCCAUCAGGCCCGUCUGCAGGCCGCUCAGCUCACCCUACAAUUCGCAGACGCCAGCUUGGCUUUGAGAGAGGGCCGAGCCAGCUGGGCACAGGAGAAAGAGACACUGCAGAAGAACACAGAGAUGGACAAAAUGCGCCUAGACCUACUAAAUGACGAGAUCCAGCAGAAGGAGGAGAUGUUGCAGGAGGCGAGGAUGGAGAGAGAGAGAGCAGUGGUGGAGCUGGGGCGAGAAAAAGACUGCAAUCGGGUUCAGCUGAGCGAGACUCGUCGUGAACUACAGGAGCUGAAGGCCAGUCUCAGAGUUGCCCAGAAAGAGAAAGAACAGCUACAGACAGAAAUACAGGAAGUGAUGGAGUACAGCCGUCAGCUGGAGAGAAAACUGGAGGUGCUGAGUGAUUCUAAAUGGAGUGAAACGGGCCAACUGCACAACAGCCGUGCAGAAAGCCCUCUGCUGUCUGACUCUGAGGAUGAGAACCCAGAGGCCUUACAAGAUGCACAGUCGUCUGGCCCAUUGAACCACUACAGUCUGUGCGAGCAGCCCCAACCCGACCUGCUGCUACCUGCCACCCCGCCACCCUCUCCCAGACAUCCAUCUAGUGUGGACAUGGUGGUCAUCAGCCAACCUGCCCCCUUCUCAUCUCCUCACACACACAAUCACAGCUCUGAAUCGGAGGACGAGUAUGAGGCUGCCGUGUUGGUUGAACCCAGCUCCGGAGACGAGACGGCUCUUCUCCUGCCUGACAACAGAGAUGCUACCUUCGGAGAUUUGGCGGACAGCCCCCUGUGGUAAGGAGCGGAACUGCAGGAGUGCCACGGUUGCACAUUGUGGACAGCUUUGAUCCACAUGUUACAAGUUUUGUAUUUAGAAGCAUUUGCGCUUUAUUAUCAUACUGACAUGAGUAUUUAAAUAUGCAAUUUGCUUUGUACUUUAUAUCCACUUAGAAUAUGCACAAGCUAUUUGGCAUCUCUCACACGGUUUUACUACAACAUGCACGAAUGUGUUAUUAUAAACAUAUCAACAAGCAAAAGAAGCAUCUGUGUGAAAUAAGAAAGUACCGUGUUUUUGUGUUAUCUGGUUAAAUUUGCUUUACCUGAGUACUGAUAUCUGUCAAAGCAUCAGCAAUAAUCCGGAGCACAAUGUUAUUCACAUCCUUUCAGGCUUUGAAGGUGUAAUUCACCCAAAAUACUGUCAUCAUGUUCUCGCUGUCAAUGUCAUCUCCUGAAUUUAAAUUUAAGUUGCUGUUUAUUGAAAUUCUUACCUGUUUUUGUAACUUUCAAGUCUCAUUUGUGCAAUGAAUAUGCACAUUUAAAGAUGAUGCAUUUAGAUUAAAUUAAUCUGAUUAAAGAUCAGAUUAAAUAAUCGUCUCAUCGCGAUGAUUUCAGAUCACCACAAUGAUUGCACAUCUCUCUAAAUACACAAGGGGGAGCUACAGCGCCUGUAUAAAUUAGACCGUAUCAGAUUACUUUUAAAUAUGUGUUGUGUUAAUAUUUACUGCCAGGUAAACCUUGCAAAAUAUUUAAAUAAUCGCAACAAUGUGUGAAAAUUAUUUCAUUAACAAACAAAAAAAAUUAUGUGAAUUAAAUGUCAAAGAAAUAAAACAGACAAUUAAUCGUCAUAAUCGUCAAAGCACUAAAACAGGCAAUUAAUCGUCACAACCAUCACAAUUAACUGUCAGACAAAUUUCAUAAUCGUGACAGCCCUAGGCAUGACACGUCUUAAGUGUCCCUAAAUUGUGUAUUGCUUCUUGUCAUUUUGAAAAUCUUAAAAUUCUUAUCUAAAAUGAGUUUCAUACAUGACAUUUAUGUUGAAUUAUGUUAAUUAAUUGUAUUUAUGCUGAAACGACAUAAGGAUAAGGAAAUGAUGACAGAAUAUUCUUUAUUUUGGUGAACUAUCCCUUUAAAGUCAAGAUUUAGUUUGGGUCCUCUUUAUUUUGUGGUUCCUGUGCUAGAAGUAUUUAUAACUGUUGUUGAAACAUCACGAAAGUUCACAGGUAAACUCAAUAUGUGCAAUGUGAAACACCAGCUAAUCGGCAACUGACCAUCAUGUUUAGAUGUAAGAGUAGCACUUUUGAUUCCAUCAUCCUAAAAGGAUUCAAAUAAACAAAGUUGUUGUUUAUUUUGGUGGAGGAACUCCACUGUAAACCAAUGAAAAUUAGAUAUUGACUAUUCCAAAUAAUCUCUGCUUUAUACUGGGUGCUUCGUAUAUUUAUGUUAGUUUUGUGCAUUUUACUGAGUCACUGUUUGAUAUAACACAAAAUUCUUGUUUGUUUGUUAAAUAUACUAUAAACAUAAAAUAAUUUAAUUACAACAUUCUUCAUUAUUUUGACACAUUUGGGUUUUAGGAAAGUUUUUACAGUAUAGUAGAAAAGUCAUUUAAUUUUUUUAAUGAUUCGAACUAUGAAUUAAAUUAUUUAAAUUUAAGGAACUCAUGUUGUGUGCGGUUUCAUAAUGAAUGACUCAUCUUAAGGAUUCACUGGGAUCACAUGGACAUUUUUACCUGAGACCAAAUUAUGACUUCAGGUUGGCCUGAUUACUUUUAAAUAGGGAUGCACCGAUACAAAAUUUCCGAUAUUUCAUUACUUAAUGACAUCUACUGAUAGAUACAGAUGGUUUUGCUUUUUACUCCUUGUUUCAAAGUAUCACGUCGUGAAAUCCUAGAAGUACAGAGCAUAAAUGUGUCCUUAGGCACCAAAACCAGUCAUAAGGGUCAUUAACUUUAAUUGAGUUAAGAAUUUUAAUUUAUUCCACCAUCUUUGGAAUAAAUAAGCUUUCAUUGAUGUUUGUUAGGAUAGGACAUUAUUUGACUGAGAUACAACUAUUUGUAAAUCUGGAAUUAAAUAAAGGUGCAAAAAAAUAAAUAUUGAGAAACUCACCUUUACAGUUUCCAAAUAAAGUCCUGAGCAACUGCAUCUACUCACAAAAAUAAAGUUGGGAUAUAUUUACAGUAGAAAAUUUACAAAAUAUCUUUAUGGAACAUGAUCUUUACAUAAUAUCCUAAUGAUUUUGGAAUAAAAAAAAUUAUAAUCUUGACCCAAACGAUGUAUUGUUGGCUAUUGCUACAAAAACACCCGUGUAACUUAAGACUGGUUUUGUGGUCCAGGGUCACAAAUGCAAUUCUGUUUUUAUUCUUACCAAAUAAUUUAUUUAUUAAAUUAAUCAAGUUCUGAUGCGUUUUAACGCCCCCUUUUGGAUUGUCAGAAUAUACUGUAAUCAACCCUUAUUACUGGCUAUGUUUAAACAAUCGUACAUGUCCCAUAGCGAAAAAAAAUUAUAUCAUCUCACGAUGAUAUAUCGGUCCAUGCCUUUUUAAAAAUAAAUAUCAUAAUGAAAAUAUUUUUAAUGCAUAAAUUAAGAAGUGCAAAUAAUGAAGUAUGAAUAUCAAUAUUUAAAACAUUUUCCAAUUGUUUCAGCAAACCUGGCUUUUUUGUUGUUAUUGCUGUUUACUUUAGACUUCUGUUUGAAUAGUUUUAUGAUGUUAUUUGCUUUUUAUACACUUCUUCAGUACUGAAUUUAAGAGUGAUGUCAACGUUAUUACACUUUGAUGAAACAUGCUUUUGUUGUAUUUACUACUGUACUUUAGGUAAGCUGUAUUGUAUGUUUGACUUGGUUUUUCUUAACAAGUUUUAAGUACUGUAAUGCGUCACCAUAGAAAUCUGGAAACAUGUCACCUUUAAGACCCAGUUUAACCAACCAGUAGACACAGCAAAACCACAUUUACCAGUAACACAUAUAUGACAACAAAUAUAUUAAGAUUAGUCAUAUGUAACGAGUAAAGUACUUUUUUUGCAUUGUAUAAGAGUGAUUUAUGAACACGGGUCAUUUCAGGGCAAUACGAGUUUCGUCUUCGCCUUUGAACUUGACUUGAUGUUUGCGUUUGUGCAGUUAUUCUUACAUUCACUUACUUAACAUCUUUUUUUUGUUGUUGUUGUUGAUGCAAUUGUGAGGUUUUGUUCAGGGUGUGGGAUGGGUUUCAGUAAUAAAAUGGUUUAAUGUAACAUU